Molecule: messenger RNA, 2205 nt
Organism: Bipolaris maydis ATCC 48331
Lineage: Eukaryota; Fungi; Ascomycota; Dothideomycetes; Pleosporales; Pleosporaceae
Source: RefSeq, a predicted model, not a curated record
AUGAGUACGACUACCAAUUCCCGAUGGAACCCGUUCCGACGUCAUGUUGUAAACCCCGUAGCAGAAGAGACACCGCUAGCUGCUCCCAUCAUGGCAGCACCCAAAUCAAAAAUUUGGGAGACGACUGUAGAGCGAGUGAAAAGCUGGCCUGAGGAAGCCAGGCCUUUGAAAAAGCAUACAUGGUUAACAUUCUUGUACGGUCUUGGAGACUUCCUCUUGGUGUUAUUACCGAUAUAUUUUAUCCUCCUAGGAGUUGCAGUCAUCACACUCAAUGGAAAGCCCACAAAAGGAUCUGACUUCGGAAAGAAAGUGGAAUUCGCCAUGGGUUUGGGUCCCACCAUGUUUCCAAUCGUAUUUGCGGCAAUCAGUGGGAGAAGCAUGAAGAUGAUAGCCCGGUUCCUUGCUGAGAAAGGCUCUAGGAUCAGCACUCUAGAACUACUAAUGGCUAGUCAGUCCGUAUGGGGAACAGUGGAGAGUCAACUGAACAUGCAGCGUGUAACCCUUGUUGGUGUCAACCUCUUGUUUCUGUGGGCCUUAUCUCCACUCGGAGGCCAAGCAUCUCUCAGACUCAUGACAAGACAGAACCUGGACAGCUUCGCCGAUACCAAGCUACGGUACCUCACAACCGGUCCGGGAGGAAGUAUGUGGGGCUUGUCCUCAACAUAUGUCGGCAGUGGGAGGUUCGCUGAUGCCGGAGCCUUAUACUCUGCAGCCUUGCUAGCGCCCCUGGAGACCAAAAUAGGCCCAAGAGACCCGUGGAACAAUGUUAAAAUUCCCAACAUCGACUAUAUUAACAGCACUCAUGCAGAUACAGAAGGCUGGAUAACAGUACCUGCUAUACAACAGCCAGAGACUUAUUCUGCACUCGUUGGGCUUCCAAUAGUUGGACUUCCACAAACAAGGCGAUCAAACUUCACAAUGGAAUCGACUUACCUAACAGUAGAGUGCGGCCGCUUCAACCAAACACCAUACCCGGGGCUUAAUAACAGUACGAAUAUGUCCAGGACUAACUUUACUAAAUUGGACGAGCUUGUUCCCGGUCAAGUGUGGAGUAACAAGUCUUUGGCCAAUCCGUUCAAGCCAGCCGAAGGCAGAUCUUCGUCAUUCUUCAUCGACACAAAUCUCGGAUCACCCUGGGAUACUGAAGAUCCUAUGUAUGAGACACUAAUUGGACGACUCGAUGCUUUCUUUGGCAAUUACAACAAGACUCGACUUAGUAGCAAGCAGGCACAAGAAGCAAGAGAGAUCUCAUUCACAUCAGUCUAUGCUACAAGCGUAGAUGGUAAUGUAUUCGGUUUGAACAUGGCGCGCUGUACCUUGGCACAAAGCCAUGUUGAGGCGAUGGUUGAGUGCACUGGUAAGGAAUGCGUAACCAAGAAAGUCAGAAAAUCUCUGUCGGAUUCGCGGCCUUCAACUUAUACGGCAUUCGAGCAUGGAGUCAUCAUGGCAGGCUUUGCACAGCAAUUUCCGCUUGCAGUAGCUUAUAGUGCUGGAUCAAGUCCGACUGAGCGAUAUCUUGCCAACAGCUCCGCUUUUCCCUUCGUACAGCAGGCCGGCCACGUUACACAAGACAUCAUGUAUACCAACCUGUCCUUGGUCGAUCCAGGGCUUUUCUCCCGACGGUUGAGUUCCGCUAUAAAUACCUACUAUCAGCUUACAAUACAACCAACGGGAUACUUCGGAAGCCUAUCAAGCAACUUGUCGCUAUACGGUCCGGAUACACUCCCUGUUAACGACGUUGAUAAGUACCUACCAAGCGACUUACCAGCUACGAACAGCUCCUUCUUUGACUGGUGGCCGAAAUUCGAUGCAGUAGCACAGAAUAGUCAGUCUCCCUUCAUAGGCGCAACGACUACUGCAACAGUUACGACCACGGAGGAGAUCUUUGUUGGCGAAGUGGCAUGGUUGUCACUGCUCAUGGUGUCUUCGUCUGUGAUUUUAAUCACUGGUAUCGCAGCACUGGUUCUCAAGCAACGCACACUUGGACCUGAGCUAUUUGGUUUUGUCUCAAGUAUGACAUAUGAAAACCCAUGGGUGAAAAUUCCAAGUGGCGGGACCAUGCUGGACGCCAUGGAAAGAGCAAGACUUUUGGGAGAUGUUCAGGUGCACAUUGCUGACGUACGCGGCAACGAUGAUGUGGGCCAUAUCGCCUUUGCCGCCGGCGUACCCCUUCGCAAACUAGAACGAGGGCGCCUCUAUUGCUGA